Parasteatoda tepidariorum (common house spider) is the source of this 1668-nucleotide messenger RNA. It is a transcript of the gene Pop2, whose product is annotated as CCR4-NOT transcription complex subunit Pop2. Gene Ontology annotation, molecular function: poly(A)-specific ribonuclease activity; nucleic acid binding. The record is from RefSeq and is a predicted model, not a curated record. NCBI's taxonomy places the organism in Eukaryota, Metazoa, Arthropoda, Arachnida, Araneae, Theridiidae. Gene Ontology annotation, cellular component: CCR4-NOT complex.
GAUUAAAAGUUAGGGAUCGCAAAAGCAAGGCACUGAUCCUACAAAAAUAUUUAUUUUAAUUUAAAUGGCAAUCCCGAUUAUAUUAUUGAAAUUAAAUGGCAAUAACUGGUUGCAUGUCUUGUCUACUCUACAUCUUGUUUAGGUGAUUUGAUCAAUUUUAUUUGAUUGGAAAUAAUAUUGCUUCGUAUAUCAACUAUUUCGCACUUUAUAUAAUGUAAUUUUGUUUAUAAUAAAUUUAUAUCAAUUCUUUGUAACCUUAUGAUCUCAAAGAAAUCACUGUGUUUAGAUUUAAGUUAUUGGUGUACAAGUAGAUUUCUUGGACUUAAAAAGCCUGUUAUAAGAUCCUGUGGAAAGCAAAGAUUUUGUUCAUUAGGACAUGUACGUUAAGAAAAGUAUCUAAAUAGUUCAUCAUUGUUUAUAAUUGUGUUUUAAUCAUUGAGUGCAUAUGAAUAAUGCCUACUGCAUCUGGCCCUGUAACAGUUAACAGUAAUUCUCUUCAAGAUCGAAAUGAGCAGUGCGGUAUUCGUGAUGUGUGGGCACAUAAUAUGGAGGAUGAAUUUAGGAUAAUCCGUCAAGUUGUUCAACAAUACCAAUAUGUAGCCAUGGACACAGAGUUUCCUGGAGUAGUAGCUCGGCCGAUUGGGGAGUUCAGGAGUACAGCAGAUUACCAAUAUCAAUUAUUAAGGUGUAAUGUUGAUUUGUUGAAAAUCAUACAACUAGGAUUGACAUUUAUGGAUGAAAAUGGAAAAUCUCCUCCAGGAUUCACAACAUGGCAAUUUAAUUUCAAGUUCAAUCUUACAGAAGAUAUGUAUGCUCAAGACUCGAUUGAUUUAUUGACAAGUUCUGGUAUUCAGUUCAAGAAGCAUGAUGAAGAUGGGAUUAACCCUUAUCACUUUGCUGAGAUAUUAAUGACAUCUGGCGUUGUCUUAUGUGAAAAUAUAAAUUGGAUAUCUUUCCAUAGUGGGUAUGAUUUUGGUUACCUGUUAAAACUCUUAACCGACCAAAAUUUACCUGCAGAAGAAUCCGAAUUUUUUGAACUGCUGAGAAUCUACUUUCCAACUAUAUAUGACGUGAAAUAUUUAAUGAAAAGCUGUAAAAAUUUGAAGGGUGGCCUGCAAGAAGUCGCAGAACAACUAGAACUAGAAAGAAUUGGUCCUCAACAUCAGGCUGGAAGUGAUAGUCUUUUAACUGGUGCCACAUUUUUCAAAAUGAGAGAGAUGUUCUUUGAGGAUAACAUUGAUGAUGCUAAGUACUGCGGACAUCUGUACGGACUUGGUACAUCGUAUGUUAUGAAUGGCAAUGCUACGCUUGAGGAAGCAUCUCCUAUCCCAACGACAUCAACUUCUUGACAAUUGUUGAUUUAAUUUCAUCGCAUCUUUUCAUCUACUGCAUCUCCUGAUUUGAGAUUGCAAUAUCAUGACAUGGUUUUAAUAAUUCCAGAGAUAUGUUGUACAUGCUAAAAAUAAAUUGUUAUUCUUUUAAAUUUCUGAAAACUUAAAAAAUAAAUAAAUAAACAUUGAAAAUCAUAAAGUCUUACAAGACUUUUACAGGAUGUAUCGUAUAUAUGCAUUUUGUAUUGAUUAAAUUAUUGUUUUGUCAUCAUUCAUGCUUCAUUGGAUUAUGUGCACAUUAUUUUGUUCUCAUUUUUUUAAAGCAGCUUAAAAGGCA